GAAGCACCUUUCAGUUGGUCAGGGCUAUGAUGAUUGUUAAGUACAACAGCAAAACUUUUAUUAUGGAUACUCUCCUUAUAUGAUUUUUUUUAACCUUUGAUCUAUUCAUCGACUCUUGUUUAAAGAGGUUUAAGUACUUGUGAACUAAAGACCCAACACAUCUCUCAAGAUGGAUAAGUUUCGUAUGAUGUUCCAGUUUCUCCAGUCCAACCAGGAGUCUUUUAUGAAUGGAAUCUGUGGUAUCAUGGCACUAGCUAGUGCUCAAAUGUACUCAGCGUUUGAGUUCAGCUGUCCCUGUAUGCCAGAAUAUAACUACACCUAUGGGAUCGGACUGCUUCUUAUUCCUCCCAUAUGGUUCUUUUUGUUAGGUUUUGUAUUGAACAAUAAUGUGUCAGUGUUGGCAGAGGAGUGGAAAAGACCCACUGGGAAAAGAACGAAGGAUCCAACAAUCCUGCGCUACAUGUUUUGCUCAAUCACACAGAGAUCUUUGAUUGCCCCUGCAGUGUGGGUGUCUGUCACUCUCAUGGAUGGGAAGAGCUUCCUCUGCGCUUUCAGCAUCAACUUGGAUAUUGACAGGUUUGGGAAUUCCAGUGUUAUUCAAGGAAUGUCAGAGACGGAGAAGUUAAAAUUCCUGGCACGUAUCCCUUGCAAAGACCUGUUUGAGGAUAAGGAAUUAAGAGAGGCAGCAUCAAGAUACAUCAAGUGUAUAUCUCAGGCAUGCGGAUGGAUGGUUUUGCUCAUGAUGACCUUCACUGCCUUCCUGAUCCGAGCUAUUCGGCCAUGCUUCACCCAGGCUGCCUUCCUCAAAACCAAAUACUGGUCCCAUUAUAUUGACAUUGAACGCAAGAUGUUCGAUGAAACCUGUAAAGAGCACGCCAAGAGCUUUGCCAAGGUUUGCAUCCAGCAAUACUUUGAGAACAUCAGCGGAGAGAUGCGAAGCUUCCACCGCCAUCACAGCAAACAUGACAGCGACAACGAAGAUGAAGACGCGUGGAAGAGUGAUGAGGAAAAGCUGUUGGGUAUCAGAGCCCAGGAUGAUAUGAACAAAGUUUUGUGGAACUGGCACACCUGUAAGCCACCUCUGGCUCUGAGAAAAGAACAUGAAGAUGGUGAAAAAGAGGGGGAAAUGAAUGGAAACAUUAAUGGGGAAGUAAAUGGGUUUGUAAAGAGCCACACUCACGAUGUGGAGAAAAAAGAGUGGGCGGUGUAUUACAGUAAGGUCUAAAGAGUUCAAAGAGAAAUUAUUUUUUUCCAGAGUAUUUUAUUUGCGAAAGAUAGAAUAUAUAUUAUUGCAUUCUGCACUGCAGUUUAAGCUUUAUUUAAAUGCACACUAUUUUAACUGACUGGUUGACUGAUGGUAUAAUGUAUAUGUAUGUAGCUAUGUAUAAUAGAUUUUAAGAAAACAAAAAGUGACAUAUUUCUGGUUCACACACAGUUCAGUUUACACAGAACAUGUCUGGCACUGGGUGUAAUCCAAAGUCUGUUGUUUUCAUUUCUGUGUUUUAUCUGUUUGUCAUGAAUUAUUGUCGAAAACACACUCUCAUCGUUUCCCAAGAGACUGAGCUUGGCGGAAAUCUGAAGUCUGUAAAUUCUAGGCUGCUAAUAAGUGCUGCUUUAUCAGGCUGAUAGAAAAGCAUUAUUAGAGCACACUGGAGAGUUCUCAUUGAUAACACUAAUGAAUGUUUGUAUUGCUCUCAAGUGCAAGGCCACCAUAAAUACUCCCAGAGCAGAACUAGACAGAAAUUAAAACAUAGCUCAGAAGAGCUCCGUGUACAUCAAGCACCCACUGUGUCUCGUGCAACCUCUAUCUUAAAAAACAAUGAAAAGUUGAUCUUGUUAGUGAUAAAGGACACUUCUUGCUUAUUUCUGUGUACACAGAGAUUUUUCUGAUUGCUCUGAUGCUUCUUGCCUUUUCUGCUGUGGCCUGUAGACUAAUAAUGGCAGCUAACUGAGGCUGCUGUGCACCUGAGAUUACUACGUGUAUUUUCUCUGAAUAUAACGCUACAGAGAUACUGCAUUUGCAAUAAAGCAAACCUAAGAUUUAUGCAAAAACUAAAGGUUGCCGCAGUCAAAACAAUUUACAUGUCACUGCAAAAACAAGGUCUACAUUUGCAUCUUCUUUAUUUGCUUGCUCAGCCCCAAUUCUGUCACUCACUCCUUGGUAAACCCAAUUUUACAAUC
Messenger RNA from Oreochromis aureus, 2181 nucleotides. RefSeq names its product calcium homeostasis modulator protein 1 (gene calhm1b). Bases 170 to 1225 code for a protein of 351 amino acids. Lineage: Eukaryota; Metazoa; Chordata; Actinopteri; Cichliformes; Cichlidae. The transcript has 3 exons. The record is from RefSeq and is a predicted model, not a curated record. Gene Ontology annotation, molecular function: monoatomic cation channel activity.